Messenger RNA from Paramacrobiotus metropolitanus, 2115 nucleotides. Its product is annotated as major facilitator superfamily domain-containing protein 1-like. NCBI's taxonomy places the organism in Eukaryota, Metazoa, Tardigrada, Eutardigrada, Parachela, Macrobiotidae. Gene Ontology annotation, biological process: transmembrane transport. Gene Ontology annotation, molecular function: transmembrane transporter activity. The record is from RefSeq and is a predicted model, not a curated record. The transcript has 3 exons. The coding region runs from base 439 to 1818 and encodes 459 amino acids.
UGCCAGUUUUGUUUUUGGUGGUACAGCAUAGUAUUUAAAUUUUAAACAUCGUUGUCGUAAAUUUUUGUAAACGACUUACUGUACAUACGUAAUUUUCUAGCAUCCGCAUUCUGCGAAUAAGAUUUAUUUUGCCAACUUUUGUGUGUUGGGAUUUGUGCGUUAUAUGUGCAAUAAUAAGUACCUCUUCGGCAGUCUUCGCCAUCUCAAAGGAUGAGAACGAUUAAUCUCUAUGCCGUUUGGAACUGCUUUGUGAUCAUUAUAAUCAUUGGGAUUCUUUGGUUGUUGUUCUCAGUGAACUGAUUGAUUACAAAUUCGGAGACCUCAGGGUUCACAGAUUCUGGCUGCUUUUUAGUUUUACGAUAAAUCUGGGCAUUAACAAUAAUUAUUAUUUAAACCGCGUUCCUUUACACAUAAGGCUGAAGAAAGUGGAAUCUGGAAAUGUCCGUACGAUGGCCAGUUCUAUUUUGCACCAGUUUCAUUUCCUUCAGUGCCGAUUAUUUCUACGAUGUUCCUAGUGUUAUUCAGGAUUUGCUAACGGGAAAUGCCACGGCCUGCUCCAAUGGAACGGACACGUGCCUUCACCUGUCUCCUGCGCAGUUUAAUUUGCUGUAUGCCGUUUAUGCCUGGUUCGGCGCAUGCAUCGUGCCAUUUUCCGGGAUGCUGGCGGAUAAACUGGGAUGCAAGCAGACCCUAGUUGGGUUCAGUCUCCUCUUUUUCUGUGGCAGUGCAAUAUUUGCCAGCAGUUCGUACAUGGAUGAAACUCCUGCUUUUGUUCUGAUGAUGAUCGGCCGGAUGGUAUUUGGGAUCGGUUGCACAUCCGCAUCGGUGGUAACGACACGGAUGCAGUCCUUUUGGUUUCGGGAUCAUGAAAUCGGUUUGGCUUUUGCCAUCUCCAUCGUAUCCGGUCGAUUGGGCAGUGUAGUUAACUUUCUGCUCACGGAAAGCCUGGCGGAUGCGAUAGGAUUGCGAUGGACUCUGUGGUUCGGCACUGCCUUGUGUGCCAUUGGACUGGGCGGGGCGGUGGCCGCUGGCCAUGUUCACACGAGGGGACUGAAGAAAAUGAAUCGUAAUCCCGACGCGGAAAACGGAGACGAGCCUUUUAAAUUUAAGGUGAUCAAAGAAUUUCAAUGGAGUUUUUGGAUACUGGCAUUGCUUUUGAUCUUCUUUUAUGCCGGAGUAUUUCCAUUCAUUGCCGAGGCACCGCGAUAUUUUGAGGACCGUUACUCAUAUUCCCAAGGUUAUGCUGGUUAUAUUGCCGGUGCAACAUACGAUGUCGCUUUGAUUUCCCCGCUCUUUGGAUUUCUCACUGAUAAAGUGGGCCAUCGCGGGUUAUGGGUAUUGGCAGCCCCUGCAAUUUUAUUCCUUGGUUAUCUGUUCCUUAUCCUCAUUCCUGGAUUUCUUCCCCUGGCAUUUUGUCUGAUGAUGGGUGUGUCCUAUACCCUCGUGGCGGCCAUUGCCUGGAGUUGUGCACCAUUUUUAGUCCCGACGAACGGCGUAGGAACUGCGAUGGGGCUGUUGACGUCGUUCCAGAUGUUCGGUGUGGGAAUUUCUAAUGCGUUGAUCGGUGUAAUACUUAGCCAGGGAAAGGAGAAGAUGGCCAUGUGGGCCGAUGUGAUGUGGUUCUUGGCGUCCAGUGCCGGAUUGGCUUUGCUGCUGGCGGUUGGGUUGAAUGUGAGUGAUUGGAGAAGUGGUCAUCGACUGCGUUACUCGCAGUCAGAACGAGAAAAGCUCAGGCGAGACGAAAACUCUAGCGAUUAUAGUCAAGAAAGAGAUCCGCUCGUGGAUGCGUCCUAUGUUUCAGAGGAUGUCAACGCUUAAAAUUUCCUUUUAUUGCAUCUGUGAUUUUGUUAGAGAUAUUUUUUCUAGUUUGAAUCGGCUUUGAAGGAAAUUUGUUUUAUAAUUACUAAUUCAAACUUUGACAUCUUUUAAAAAUCUCAUCUGGAAGAACUGAAUCCGGGCCGCAAUCAGUUCGGGCCCGGAUUCAGUUCGGAUUUGCUGUGUGGUUACACUGGUUAGCCGAAUCUUCGGAUAUUACUAUAUGUUCAUAUGAAAAUGCACAGAUAAGCAGCAACGAAGCAAACGUUCCAGCUGCCGAUGCUUCUUUGUUUAACGUUU